This is a messenger RNA of Galleria mellonella (greater wax moth), 4178 nucleotides long. RefSeq lists its product as uncharacterized. Lineage: Eukaryota; Metazoa; Arthropoda; Insecta; Lepidoptera; Pyralidae. Bases 424 to 3828 code for a protein of 1134 amino acids. The record is from RefSeq and is a predicted model, not a curated record. The transcript has 9 exons. Gene Ontology annotation, molecular function: protein kinase binding. Gene Ontology annotation, biological process: positive regulation of protein tyrosine kinase activity; neuromuscular junction development.
GGCCGGACGUGUGUUUCGCGACGGUUUCGUUGCUUCCGCAUUCGCGUAAACUGAAUUUGCAUGGCUGCGUAAGUUUUUAAACUUCGCGCUUGUGACGUCACGCGUUUUAAUCAUCGACUCGCUUUUUAAACAUUGCAUUUGUUAAAACUAAUACAAGUGAUUCAAUAUUUAUGUGUAAUUUUUAAUAUUAAUAAAAUUAAAAGAUAUUGUGUAGUGAGUGUCACUGUGGGUGGAUAUAUUUUUUACUAAGUUAUAACUAAGUUACAAAUGGUCUAAGUGAUUAAGCUAAGAAUUGUGAUAAGUGGCCGUGUACCUUACAUUGGGGAAGUUGUGUAGUUCAAAUUAUUUGAUGCUUGGAGAGAAAUGGGGUCGAAAUGUAACGUAAUUCAACCGGAUCGAGUGUUUAAUUAAUAGACGAGAACAAUGGAUAGGAGGGAGGAGGUGCAUCGUCACGGAUGCAGCAUUGCCAAGCAAACCAUACUGACGACGCAUCCCAGCGGUUUGCAGACUCGGGUCUCAGUGGAGUUGGCCAAUUUCGACGCGUUAUGCGUCCAUUCUGAAUGCAAAGGCCCUACGAAGAAAGCGAUGUGGGAAGGUAGCCCUUUCAUGGGCAGACGGUUACUGGGUGGGGUGUCUGCUCACGGGACGCCUGUUUUGGGGCGUAGGAGUGAUAUAGUGAAUGAAGGGAGGCUGUCGCAGCAAUGUACUCCUGUUAUGAGGAGGCGUGAGGUGGUGAGCCCAGGUGGCUCUCCCUUGCCAGUGAGGAGGGGUGAUUGUGAGGAGUUGGAGGAAGGCUGUGACGUGGACAACAGCGUCAUCAGUGGAUGGCUCAAGUUUCGGGACAACAAGCGGUGGAAGUCCCGAUGGGGAGUCGUAACAAAAUUGUCGCCGGCUGCAGAUUGUCUUCAUCUCCAACUUUAUCGGGAACCAAAAGACCGCUACAAAAAAGGACAGACGAAGGCCUCUCUUUCACUCCAACACUUCCUUGGUUUCGAAUCUGGCUUCACUUUAGACAAAGAAUCAAAUACUAUUGCCAUUAUCUGUCAAGAUGUGACAGUAGUUUUAGCUUUUGAAACCAGAGAGAGGCUGAUUGCCUGGCAGGUUAAAGUUGGGGGCCAGUUGGGAUCCUCGAAGGAGUUUUUAGUAAUGAUCGGUAGUGGAGGAUCGAGGAAGUUACCUGCUGGACCAGCACGACUACAUCUACAAGGGAGAAGAUUUGCAUUGACGAGUGGAGUUCCACCACGUCUUUUAGGGUUAUGGGAGCUGGCACACUUGAGGCGCUAUGGUGUAGUGGAAGGAAGAUUUUGUUUUGAAGGUGGUUCCCACUGUGGUAAAGGGGAAGGCCUCCAUAUGCUUAUUACCGACCAGGCUCAAGAUAUAACAGACUCGUUCGACAUGGCUGCUCAAGGAAAUUUUUCUUUACAACGCAAUGCUACUUCUAGAAAAGGUACUGAAAAAGUGAAAUCACGUCCUAAUACUCGGCUUUCUGACCUAAACACCAUUGAUCAAUCAAUACCUGAUACAUCAAGUGGUUUGUAUGAAGAGAACUUCUUUGGAGAAGACUGUGGCGGUGUUUCACCAUAUUGGCCUUCUGACGAGAGACGAGGCUACGAUGAUAAUGAUAUAGAAAUUAAUCCUAAACCAUUAUGGGGUGGUGCUGAUCAUGUAACUUUAGAACGGUGUACAAACUGUCUUACAAAGCUCGGUGCUAUAUCUCGUUCGUCAACUGUCGCUCUUACACCUGGAACCCAUUUUAAUCCUGCCUGGACUAUGGAAGCGGUCCCUGAAAGUAGUUCAGACAAUUCAUCAAACAGUACAGAAUAUUUAACCCCAAAAGCUAUCAAAAAAACAUUAGAACCAUGUCAGUGUAAUGAAAAACCUCCACAAAGACCACCGAAGCCGUCACAUUUGGACCACAAGAAUCCUACAGCACCAGCACCAUCACCAUUGCGGAAUUGUUCCUGUUCUAAAAGUGAUAAUGUUUAUACAAAUAACCCUAAAGUGGGCCCUUAUGAAAAUUAUGAUGUCCCUAAAACUACCCACACUGAAGUGGACAAAGUCGAGUAUUACGAUACACCAAAAAGAAUACAACAAGUUUUGGCUGAUGAUCUUUUUCAAGUUGCUAGCAAUCCUAGUCCUGGCUCUUUAGUACUAAAGAAAAAUUGUGGUUGUAUUUUAAAAAUUGGUUCAAGAAAAAAACCCGUAGUAGUAGAAUGCGAUGAAAAUAUUCAACCUGUGGAGUGUCCAUGUCAAAAAGUAACGAACUGGGCAAACAAUUUAAUAAGUCUUCCUUAUUGUAAAAGAAAUACUAACAGUGUAAUAAAUACAGAAAUAUUAAACAGUCAAAAGUCUGAUGAGAUGGCAUUAUACGCCACUGUAGACGUUUCCCGGAAAACUAAUAGACAAAGUGGCUCAAUUGUAGAACAAGAUCAUAAACAUUCUAAUGUUGAAGAAAACUACACAAAUUAUCAAAACAUAGAACCUAAAGAAGAAAAGGAAUUUGAAGGUUCAUAUGCGAAUUAUGAAAAUCUUGAAUUUGCCUUGUCGCUAGAGUAUUAUGAAAACGCAAAAGAUUUACUGAAGAAAGCUGGAGUGACGCAGACGGAAUUAGAUGCACUGAGUGCAAAUAUAGAUAUUGCCACAAACGUUAUGCCUAAAAAGUCACGGCUUUGUUCUAAAUGUGGCCAUUCACAAACAGGUUUACAUAAAACACAAGAGGGCCUUAAAACUAAAACGGAUGAAUAUUUGCUCAUGGAACCAUCGUCAGAUAUAAAACGUGAUAACUGUAACCGAGUUCUUGGACUUAAUCCAGGAUAUACACCAAUGUUACCAAAUCCUAAUUGGUCACAAAGUUUAAAACAUCCUUUACACAAAAUUAAUCGCGUUGAAAUAGAAAAAUCUUUAAGUAUACCCACAUUAAAUGGCAGUUGCAGUAGAUCGAGUAAUCAAAGUAUGGUAGGUAAUAAUAAUAAAGAAGCUAUGCAAAAACGAUCGAGUUCAGUAGAUUCAGCCAGGCUUCUAGAAGAUUUGAAAGAACUGGACAGUAGUAUUGGCAGCCACGCGACUUCUUCGUCAUUAGAAACACUGAGAAAUUUGGCAGUUGAAAAUAGAAGAUCAUCAUCUCCUUGCGAUAAUGAUCGGGAAUGUUAUGAAUGUUGCAAAUCAUCUGGUUCGGAAAAUAAAACUUCAGAAGAAGGUAGUACAAAAGAAAUACCACAUUUGAGAAAUAAGCUUAUGGACAAUGCACAAAUAAAAAGGUCAUCUAGCGUUCCCUGCAAAUCGGGUGGCAACAGAGAUUCUUCGAGUUCAAACGACUCAGGAGUUUCUAGUUGUUCUUUAAAACAUGGUGGAGGGGAAUUUAACGAAUUUGAAAUGCCUUUAACUUCUGGUCAAUCCAGAUAUCAUUAUAUGAUGCAUAAAAGAAUGAGAGGUAGUUUAUCAGGAUGUGUUCAUUCGUCUUUACCACGAAAGUCAAAGUCAUCAGAUCCAUUGAGGGACAUGUCCAUGCAGCUACACAAAACAAAUGUACCAGCCAAAUCCUCAUCUGCUGAAGCUGAAGUUCCUGUACUGCCACCAAAACAAUUAAAAGGCGUAGUGGAUACACACAGUACAUCGAGUGGAACGUCCGAUAUGUCGGACUAUAUAGAAACACUGUCUAUGACGUCGUCCCACUCCUCGUCUGAUACUCCCACUGGCAUAAGACUGAGUCGUCAACCCACUAGUACACUGCGGCCACGGUCAGGCAAGGAAUAUCACAAUCUGGACCCAAUCCUGACCUCUAUGUAUAAGAGUGGAAAAGAACUGGCUAAUUACACAAACUUACCUUAAUUUUAAGAUUGUUAAUUUCAUUAAGAGUUUUUAGAUUUGUAUCAAAGAGUUCUCAUGUAUACCUAAGUACAGUUUAUUGACUCGAGUUACUUCAGAUUCCGUUUUUCAUUUUUUUAGCAAACAUAAAAAGGAUAAUUAAAAACUGAGCAAAAAUAAUGAGGGGAAAAAGAUUGUCAUUUUGAGUACAUGAUACAAAAUUGUAUUCAGUUAUGUAUUGUAAAUUAAUUAUAUAUCUAGUUUUAGUUAUUAUAACUGAAAUAAGAAACGUCUGAAUGAAAUAUGAUUAGCAUAUAUUAAGUUAUGUAGAGAGACUAUGUACCUAAUGGGAAUGGGAUAAAAUGUGAUUAUAA